GUGCUAAUUGAUGAACCGAGUAGCUUUGGGGAAUAUAAUGUACGCUAGGUUUAUACUUUAUACGUAUUGUCAGCUUAUAUUAUUUACGAUAGUGUGUAGAAUUUUAUAUGUAGUUGACGUCAAGGCUUCUUUAAUUAAGGCCAAUAUUCAGUUUACUGCAAACGAAAGAAUGAACUGUAACAAGAAUUUGAAGAAGUAUGAGCCUGGUUCUUUGGGGAUUGCAGGAUUGUCUUCAUUUACUGGUAGCAAAAACAGUAAGCCAGUUGUAUAUGUGUCACGACCAGAUAUUCCUUCAGAAGCUAUUAAUCUUCUAAAGAUUGAGUGUGAUGUGCACAUGUGGACAGAGGCGAGACCAGUUCCACGUGAAGAACUUCUCAAGAAUGUUGCUGGAAAAGAUGCAUUAUACUGUUUAAUAACAGAGAAAAUUGAUGCUGAAGUACUUGAAGCAGCUGGACCCAAGUUAAAAGUUGUAGGGACAAUGUCUGUAGGAUGUGACCACAUAGACCUAAAAGAAUGUAAAAAAAGGCAAAAAGAGUUUCAUAACACCACCUUAAUGCAUCUAAACAGAAACAAAAUUAUUAUGUACAUGCAGAAACAUGGAGGAUGGCUAAAGUGUGGGUGGAGUCCACUGUACAUGUGUGGAUCUGCCCUGAAAGGAAGUACAGUAGGAAUAUUUGGAAUGGGGAGAAUAGGUCAAGCUGUUAUGGAACGUCUAAAGCCUUUUAAACCCAAACAGAUUUUGUAUAAUAGCAGGUCAGAGAAAGGAAAAGAAGUUGAAGCAAGUUUUGUAGAUUUUGAAGAGCUGCUUUGUAGGUCAGAUUUCUUGCUUGUUUGUUCAUCCUUAAAUCCCAAAACAGAGGAAGUGUUUGAUGAAAGAGCUUUCAAGCUGAUGAAGCCAAAUGCUAUUUUCAUUAACACAAGCAGAGGUGGCACUGUGAAUCAUGAAGCUCUUUACAAAGCUUUAGUAGAGAAAGAAAUUCAAGCAGCUGGUUUAGAUGUUAUGACACCAGAACCUUUGCCUCUUGACCACCCUCUUACAAAACUCUCAAACUGUGUCUUAAUACCACAUAUAGGAAGUGCCACUGUUGAAACUAGGACUGCCAUGGCCAUGUUGACCUCUCAGAACAUACUGACAGCUUUGAAUGGGUCUUCCAUGCCAGCUCCAGCAUUUUGAAAGCCAUAUAAACUAUAAUACUGUGACAUUUUUGUUAACAAGCCUCCAACAGUCCAUAAAGAAAUAGUUUCAGGAUUUGGAAAAGUACAUAAAAUGAAGGAUUGUUCUGAUGUUUAUUUCCAAAGUUCAGGCAGGAGUUUGAAACUCCCUAAAUUUUGAAACCCUUUAUAGUAUUGGUUUCAAACUUCUUAUAAUAAACAGCUACAGGAUUUAAAACUACAUAAUUUGUAAAACUCUUGCCAGUAUUGAUUUGAAACUUUCGGCUAUCUAAUAAACAGUUCCAGGAUUUAAAAACUACCUAGAUUUUAAAACUGUUGCCACUAUUGGUUUCAAACUUCCAGCUAUCUAAUAAACAGCUCCAGGAUUUUGAAAACUAUCUAAAUCUUAAGAAUUUAGGCAGUUUUUCCAAUCUCACAAAAAUAUAUGAAAUCAUUCCCAUAUUUUGAGACCAACAUGAAUUAUUAUUUUCUAACCAAACCUCUAGUAAUGUAUAAGACUAAGAAAACAAAAGCCUCUGGUCUUUAUCUGUGACAAACUUUCAUGCCUUGUGCCAUUUUUAUUACCAUGCCUACAGAGUAAUACUAAUAUAAGUUUAUAUUAUGGUAAUAAUGAAUGAAUGAAAACUAUGUUUCCAGUAUGGAAUAUUUUGUUUCUACUUCAACUCAAUAUUAUAAAUUUGGUGUAUCAUUUGUGCAUGCUACAACUCUCCUUCAAAAUUUAUAACUACAUUUUUUCUUUCUUUUAUUCUGUUUCUUGGUUGGCUUUAUCCUCUAUUCUCUCCUAAUGUUGACUGAAUAGUGUGUUAGGCCUUUCUGAUAUUUAAUUACAGUGUAGCAUGCUUUCAGUUUUCUGCUAUGGUCAAAUCUAUUACAAUGUUUUUAAUGGUUAAUUAGACAUUCCAAUAAAAUGACUAUAAAAUUAACCUCUUAAUAUACUUUCAGUCUUAUAUGUAACACAACUUUGAUUUUUAUUUUAACCAAGUUUUCUUGUUCCAUUUAGCUACUUUACUAAAUUUAGUUCUACUAUCUCAGCAUAUGCACGAUUUAGUGCAUGCAUUGUACAAGAAAAAUGGUGUUUUCUAAUAAAACCUAAGAGUGUCUGACUGUUCUUUAGAAGAAUA
Messenger RNA from Limulus polyphemus (Atlantic horseshoe crab), 2294 nucleotides. RefSeq names its product glyoxylate reductase/hydroxypyruvate reductase-like. The transcript has 10 exons. Bases 11 to 1174 code for a protein of 387 amino acids. Gene Ontology annotation, molecular function: NAD binding; hydroxypyruvate reductase [NAD(P)H] activity; glyoxylate reductase (NADPH) activity. The record is from RefSeq and is a predicted model, not a curated record. Gene Ontology annotation, cellular component: cytosol. NCBI's taxonomy places the organism in Eukaryota, Metazoa, Arthropoda, Merostomata, Xiphosura, Limulidae.